AUGAGCAAGCACGGCGAGGAGGAUCUUCCAGAUCCGAAACAUCGGGGGAAGUUGCUGGAAUUGCGGAUGAAUAAGGCGGCAUUUUCGGCAGACGCGUCGCUGGUGUCAAAUGCCUGGGUUGCUGAAGCCGAGGGGGAAGCGCGGGACGACGAAUCGAGCGCCUCGAUUGCAGUGUGCGAGAUUCGACCGUGGAUGCAUAUGACGUACAACGAUGGCUGGAUGAACCCGGGCAUCUGGUUUCCCUCAGUCGAAGAUGUCCUAGCCAUGCCGAUCCCAUCAGCUUUCAAGGACCUCCUUGAAUCGAUGGGAGGUGGAAAAUCCGAUGCACCUGAAUCUGCUCCACACAGUCCACUCCGACCUGUGCGACCUGUGCACUAUGCCGGCCUCUAUCCGCCUAUAUCCGACCUCUUCAGUCUGGUCCACACCAUCUUCGCGUGUAAAGGGGUUCGGAGCUUUGACAUCCGACUCGCGGCGCCGCCAUCCGGCCACGCUGACGAUGACUUGGCGAGAGCAUUCGAAAGAUUCAAGGACCGGCUUAUGAGAGAUGGUUAUCCUCAGGCGCUGUACCCUUCAGCUCACGAACGUCUACCCGUUUGCAAGUUCCUCGUACGCAAUUCGAUCCAGGGACAAGGAGUUUGA
This is a messenger RNA of Eremomyces bilateralis CBS 781.70, 639 nucleotides long. RefSeq lists its product as uncharacterized. The coding region runs from base 1 to 639 and encodes 212 amino acids. The record is from RefSeq and is a predicted model, not a curated record. NCBI's taxonomy places the organism in Eukaryota, Fungi, Ascomycota, Dothideomycetes, Eremomycetales, Eremomycetaceae. The transcript has a single exon.